AUGUCUCCCCUCGUCUGGCUCGUUACAGGAUGCUCCUCCGGAUUUGGCCGGGUCUUCGUGGAGCAGAUUCUCGCUCGUGGAGACCGAGUCAUUGCAACCGCGCGCCGAGCCGAAAGCAUAGAAGAUCUGAGCAGCGCCGGAGCCGCCGUCUUGCAGCUUGAUGUGACAAGCGACCAGGAUAAUCUCAACCAGACAAUGGCAAAGGCAAUUGCAAUGUACGGUCAUAUUGAUGUGCUGGUGAACAACGCCGCUUAUGUUGCUGUUGGAGCCUGGGAAAAUGUCCCUGAUGAAGAUUUCCGUGCAAAUUUUGAUACGAACGUUUUCGGUGUUUUCAAAGUCACCAAGGCUCUUCUGCCUCAUUUUCGACAGAGGAGGUCAGGGACGACUGUCUUCAUUAGCUCCCGAUCAGGGUGGUAUGGUGACCCAUUGGUUGGUCCAUACUCAGGAACCAAGUUUGCCCUGGAAGGUCAGAUACCUCGUAAGUUCCUCGAGUGCAGUCGAUUGACCUUUGCAGGCCUCGUCGAGAGUCUCUGGAGGGAGACCGAGCCCCUAGGCCUCAGGACUCUUCUGAUUGAGCCCGGCCGGUUUCGAACGUUGCUACUCUCCAGCUCGAAUCUGAAAGUCGCGCAGUCCAGUAUUCCUGAGUACAUAGGGCGAUCGGAGGACUUACGGAAAAUGCUCGCUACGGAGGAUCGGGCGCAACCCGGGGAUGUCCAAAAAGGAGUAUCCAUUAUUUUGGACCUUGUCAGAGCAGAGGGCGUCGCCGCAGGAACGAAGAUCCCUUUUCGACUACCCCUUGGUACAGAUUGCUACGAGACAAUCAAGGAAAAAUGCGAGGAGACCCUAAGACUUCUGGAUGAGUGGAAGGGUGUUAUUAAUAGCACGAAUUAUGCUAGUUGCUAG
This is a messenger RNA of Aspergillus udagawae, 903 nucleotides long. RefSeq names its product SDR family oxidoreductase. NCBI's taxonomy places the organism in Eukaryota, Fungi, Ascomycota, Eurotiomycetes, Eurotiales, Aspergillaceae. The record is from RefSeq and is a predicted model, not a curated record. The coding region runs from base 1 to 903 and encodes 300 amino acids. The transcript is spliced from 2 exons.